Molecule: messenger RNA, 1158 nt
Organism: Helobdella robusta
Lineage: Eukaryota; Metazoa; Annelida; Clitellata; Rhynchobdellida; Glossiphoniidae
Exons: 2
Coding region: 1-1158 (385 amino acids)
Molecular function (GO): catalytic activity
Source: RefSeq, a predicted model, not a curated record
AUGGUUAGGAUUGGUCUGUUGAAUGUCACGUCUAUCAACAAUAAGGUUGAUGAUGUCUAUGGAAUGAUUUAUGAUGGUCUCGACAUACUGAUUCUGUGUGAAACAUGGCACGGGACCGAAGGAAAUAUUUCCGUUAGAUUAGCUAUGCCACCUGGUUUCACAUUUGUGGAUUUUGUCAGGCCGCAUGACCCUGGUCACGGGGGUUUGGUAAUUUAUUUUAGAAGUGAUUUUAAGUAUAAAAAAAUAAAUUUCCCUUUAUUUUCCAAGUUUGAAGCUCUGGCCAUCAGCUUGAAGAUUGGAAUUGAUCAGUUCUGUUUAAUUGCCCUCUACAGACCUGGCUCGAAACAGACGACUUCAUUAUUUUUUGAAGAGUUGAUUUCUAUGUUGGAGUUUAUUACAAUGUCGGAGGCUCAUGUCGUACUUAUGGGUGAUUUUGACAUUCACGUUGAAAAGAGGGAUAGUCCUUUCACUUUACGACUACAUGAGAUACUUGAUAUGUUCCAGUUGGUCAAUCAUGUUAAUCAACAAGCGCAUGUGUCGAGAGAUACGUUAGACCUAGUAAUUUGUUCACAGGAUUUUCCAAUUCUUGAUACUAAGAUUGACCCGUGUUUGGUAUACUCUGACCACAGUUACGUAAGUGUGAGAGUGGCGUUGAAUCAAGUCCGACCAAAAUUGGUGAAAGCAUGUGUCAAACCGUGGAAAGAUCUGAACGAAAAAUAUUUUGUUGAAGCACUAGCGAACUCUCCUGUGGCAAACAAAUGUCAAUCUGAUGAUGUGGAUAAUGAAUUUGCUCUGUUUAGUGGUAAAAUUCAACGAAUUUCUGACAAUUUAGUGCCUAUGCGGGCCUUAAAUAGUCAAGGGGUGCUAGGAAUCCCUGGGAAGUAUGCAAUAGCGGAGGGAUGUUGCAGAAAAAUUCAGAAUGGCCCUUCUUUGGUACUUAGACUUGAAACGCUUAAUGUUGGAUCACUGGCUGGUUGCAGCAUGGAAAUCGCAGAAAUGCUUGAGCGUAGAAGGAAAGACAUCUGCUACUUUCAGGAAACCCGAUGGAAAUUAAAUGGUGUCUGUAACAUCAAUUCAGACAAUAAAAAAUAUAAACUUUCUGGAAUGGUCAAAAGACGGCCAAAAAUGGUGUUGGAAUUUUUGUCAAAGAACCGCUAG